AGCGCGGGCGCGGGAGGGGGGGCGGCUCCCGCCGCUCCCCCGCUACCUGCUCAGCCUCCCGCCGCCGCUGACGGUCUGCGCGGCGCGGAGCAGCCGCGGCUCCAUCUGGCUGCCAAACCCACCCGCGCUCGCUUCCCCGCGCCGCCUCCCGCCUCCCCCGCCGCCCCCCUUCCCCGCCGCCGCCCGCCCCCAUCGCCGCCUCUUUUUCUCACUCCCAGCGCUGGCGGAUGCUGAAGCCGAGCGUCACUUGGGCUCCCACGGCAGACAUGGCGACACUGACAGUGGUCCAGCCGCUCACUCUGGACAGAGAUGUUGCCAGAGCAAUUGAAUUACUGGAAAAACUACAGGAAUCUGGCGAGGUACCAGUGCACAAGUUACAAUCCCUCAAAAAAGUGCUUCAGAGUGAGUUUUGUACUGCUAUUCGAGAGGUGUAUCAAUAUAUGCAUGAAACAAUAACUGUCAGUGGCUGUCCCGAAUUCCGUGCCAGGGCCACAGCAAAGGCAACAGUUGCAGCUUUUGCAGCUAGUGAAGGCCACUCCCACCCUCGGGUAGUUGAGCUGCCAAAGACUGAUGAAGGCCUUGGUUUUAACGUGAUGGGAGGAAAGGAGCAAAAUUCCCCCAUUUAUAUCUCGCGCAUCAUUCCUGGAGGGGUGGCUGAAAGACAUGGAGGCCUCAAAAGAGGAGACCAGCUGCUCUCAGUGAAUGGAGUGAGUGUGGAAGGGGAGCACCAUGAAAAAGCUGUGGAGCUGCUCAAGGCUGCUAAGGACAGCGUCAAGCUGGUUGUACGAUACACCCCAAAAGUCCUGGAAGAAAUGGAGGCUCGCUUUGAAAAGCUCCGGACAGCCCGGCGUCGGCAGCAGCAGCAACUGUUAAUUCAGCAGCAGCAACAGCAGCAGCAACAACAGACACAGCAAAACCACAUGUCAUAGAUCUUUCAAGAAUAGAAACUUGAUCUAACAUCCGAAAGUCACAAAUUUGAAACCGGGCUUCAGAAUCCCAGCACAUAGUAAAAGAAAAAAAGGAGACACACUGAUAAUUAUACCUGUCAAAAAGCUGGGAACACGUGACGACGUGGUGUAUAAAUUCUUUACCAAGGCAACUCGGCACCUUUCUCUGAGGCUGACACCCACUAUUCACAUGUUCUUUAUACACCCAGACCUUCCGUUCACAGCAGGGGGAAAUCUCACGUGGAAAGGGGGACAUUUUUCUAGUCUACACACUGACACCAUACAAAAAGAAUAAAGUCUGUGACUUUCAAAUGAAUCACCAGGGCCAGAAUUAAGUGAAUUUUAGUCUAUAGUUUUUUUUCUGGAGAUUAACAAAUCCAUCAUUAGACUGUAGUUCAAGAUGCCUCAGUUCAAAGUGUCACCAAUUAAACUUACACAUUGGCCCUACGCCCUACUUUGUUCCACAACCCCGUUGCAGAGUUGUCAGAAUUUCAGUAAAUUGUACAUUCAACCUUAUUCCCCUCUUAAAAACAGCGAGUUAUUAUAUAAUAUUUAUACUGUCUUCAGGUUCUAGAAGCAACCAGCUUUCUAUUUUCUGUUUCCGUGAAUUUUAUUAGGCAUUCAUAGAGUGGGGAAAUUUGGGCACAACUUUUAAUUUGCUAGAAGCAAGGCUAGAGAACUCUAGUACUGUAUUUUUUUUAAGUAUUGCUUGUAUUUAUUAUUAAUUCUAACAGAAUAUAAUGUAUAUUUAUUCCAUAAAAUAUAUAUUAUCAGAGUGUAUUUGUUAUAAACCCAAGUCUUUUCUUACCAAGUGUUACGAAUCUGGUGAGAGAAUACUGGUAAUGAUGUAGCUUCAUGACCUGAUCUUAUGAUGUUUAUAUAGAGAACCCUGCUCUCGGUAUUUUUUGUUAAGCUUUAUAUUUUUAAUUGCUAGACUGAGGAAAUCUAAAACUUUACCUACAUUGACAUGCUCUCAUAGAAUUCAAUUCAUAUUUUAAAGUUUAGGAUUUAUAAAGCUAAAGUAUAACAUAAGUUCAUAUAUAUGCAAGUAUAUAUGUCACUCAAAUUUAGAAUUUUUUCUCCAAAUACAAAUUGGAUAUUUUUGGCAAUUUAAAACCAAAAGCAUUGUUCCUCUUAAAAUCAGGCAUAUAAUAUUAUAAAUGGAAAGAUGCUGCUCCUUCUAAAAUGGAAAACAUACCUGAUUUAUUACAUAUAUUCAUGUAGGUAAAUAACAAAGGAAUACCUUUCAGAAAGCCUCACUUACUGGAAAAAUUUCCUUUCGAACUACCCAUAUAAUUUGUUACUUUAAGUUAUGCCAAACUAGGCAUGUAGACCCAACUCUAGUCCGUGGAAUGACUAGAGACAAUAAUUAUUUUGGCAAUUUAAUACGUUUGGCACUUAAACACACUUAAGCAAACACAAGUUCCUGAAAUAAAAAUGAAUAUCCAUCUGAAAUAUUCUAGAUAUAUCAUUAAAACUGAGGCAAAUAAUUGUAUAUUCCAUUUUCUCAAGUGCAGAAGCUGAUUCUUCAGGAUACAAUAAAUUUCACAUUUCAGAUAGUUCCUCAAAUUAAAAUUUUAUGAACUCAAUUUAGGAAUUUUCUCCUUGAAAAUAAUUUCAAACCAGUCUUUAAACUAAUAUAUUUUAUUUUUCCCCACUGAGUGGUAUUUUUGUCAUUUAUUUUCAUGUUUUUAUCACCCAGAUUAAAACAAGUAGUAAGGACAUGAAAAGAUUCACCAAUUUCAACAAAGACUUGCUGUGGUCAGAGAUACCCAUCCCUAAAAACAUUUUUCAGUAGAGAAAACUUGGGUGGGAGGGUCCUGAGUAUUAUGUAAAAUAUAUUUACAAAAGGACCGGCAUGACUAAUGGGUAUGAAUGGAGAUUACAUGAGUAGUUCAGCUUGAAAAAAAUAUUUCUCAUUUUUAUAAGAAAAUUUAAUAAAUUAAUGAAACAUAUAUUUUACUUAUCACUUUACAAAAAAAUAUCAAAGCUAUUCCAGUGAUUCCACUGAUUUUCACAAAGGAAAAACAUUGUAUCACUGGAAUAACAAAACAGUCAUUUCAACAUAUUUCAAUACAUUCUAUGUGUUUGGAGCUUAAAAGUAUAUUUUCAUUGAAUUUAGUUUCCUUGAUAAUUGUUUUCACUUCAAUAUAAAUAUUGUCAUGAUGUGUCAGAAGCAGCUACCCAAUGAGCAAGAUAGCUUAUAUUUGUUUAUUACAAGUCUUUGUCUUCACUUUUUUUUGCAUAAUUUAAUUGCUAAUAAGUGACCAACAAGUUGUUUAUCAAAGUUAAGGGAUGAUGCAUUACACCUGAGUUUCUAAUGACAGAAUGCAUGUUGUCAUAUGUCAGAUACUAAUGAUAUUUCAGAUGACCAAUUUUCUUCAGAAAAUUCUUGUUUUCAAAAUUUAAGUUUUCUCCUCAGGUUUCAAUCAAAAGUAAUCAUCCUUAAAACUUAAAAGGCCCCUUAUGGUUGGUAACCCUUUUUUAAAAAACUCUUCCCUGCUAUGAUUAUAUCUGAAAGUAAAUAAAAGUAACAGAAUUCAGUAAAAGAAUGGAUACCUGAACCUUUCCAUCCGGUCAUUUACAUUUUUAGUCUUUGACUUUUGAAAUAGAGUCUUCAGAUAGAUAAUGAGCUUAAAUUACAAUUGACUUUGGAAAGAAUAAGAGACUUUUGUGUUUCCUCAUCAUGUAAUCAAUAGGGAAUUCUCUAGUUAUGUGAACUGCCAGUAUCUUUUAAAACACUGCUAAAAUCUCAAUACAAAAUGGAGUUGGUGGGGUGGUGGCUUUUUAAAAAGAACUCAAGGCUGUUUCUGACUUGACUAAGAUGAAUUACACCAAUUUAUGAAAGCAGUUCUCAAGCAUGAUGAAUCAAACUGAUCUAAUGUCAUUUUAUUAUAGUCAUCUGUUCCAAUAGGAUUCCAAGACACUGUAAUAUUUGUCCACGUUAUUCUAAACAUCUAUAGGUAUCUGUGGAUGUGUGUAUAAUGCCUGAAUUUCUCAUUGCUUCGCUAGUUGUGUUCAGCAUACAGACACAGCCAAUUAGUAAAACCGGUACUAGACAACAAUACAAAGUAGAAAUCAAUCCUCUAAAGAUUCAGGGAGGUAAUGUAAGGCACGAUUUCCAAAAAAAAAACCUGCGUAGACCUAUCCUUCUUUUAUUCCUUCAAAUAAAUUCCACAAAGAAAAGAGUUGCUUGCCUUGUAGGCUGUUGUUUCCCAGGCAUCUGGCAUGAUGCCCAGCACAGUGCAGACACACAGUAUUUGUUGAACGAAUGAAUGAAUGAUUGAAUAGAGAGAUUAACCAAAAAAUGCUCUCCAAUUAUUUCAAAAAUGUCACCAGCUUAUAUAAUACUGCAAUUUUUAAAUUUUCAUAAAAUCAAAAAUGACUCUUGAUAAAUACCUUUUAGAUAUAUGAAUUUGAAGUGAAUUAAUCCAAAGCCUAGAGAUUGAGGACAUUUAAUUGCAAAAUAGUAUUUAGGGAGUCAGAGUUUUUAUAAUAACUAAAAUUCAAACUUUCUAUUUUUUUUAAUUUUUAAGAACUCUUACAUUUUUUGUCAAGGCCAAUCCAAACAUGAGGCUCUUUAUAAAUUUUAUAAAAAGUUAGGUCCUUUUUUAAGACAUAUCAUAUCAUGUUUAUUAUUAAUAACUCAAGCAAUAUAACAGCUUAUGAAAUUUGGAGUAUUAAGAGGCUAUCUCCCUAAAUCAUCUGUUUUAAAAAGUGUGACUCUUCUGUUUUAAGAAAGUAAUGAAACUUUAUUUCUGUCACUGACAUAUUUAUCAUGAAUAUUAAUGACAGAAGUUUAUUUUCAUGCCCAUACAAAAAAAAAGAUCUGCAUUUAGCAUUGUUCCUCCUUUCACACUUGAUUCCUCAAAGUUGAAUUUAAGAUUCCCAGCUAGUAAGACAUUUCCUUCUUUUUUUUUUUUUGACAAAUAUUGGUUGCUCUGCUAGUAUGUGCUAAGCUUUGGAAAUACAAUGGCAAACAAGAUAAGCAGAGGACACUCAGAGCUUACAGUAAAAGACCCUCAACACUUUAGCACUAGAGUUUACUGCCAUUACUCUUCACAUCUGAUACAAAAAAUAAAAAUCCCUCAUCCCAUGGAAAUCAUAGAAAUUCCUUGCCCAGAUUUAUGUGAGCAUGCUUUUCUAAAUAUACUACUCAAAUAUGCUAUUAAAUUUAUCCAUAUAUUAUACUUACACUCUACUGAGGUAGAGAAGUAGCCAUUUUAUUUAGUUCUUACUAUGUACAAUUGCACUCCAUGCUCUCAUAUUCUAUAUUAUUCAGUACACUUAACAACUCUAAUUAGAAGUUAAGAGAUAAGAAUACUGAAGCUCAUACAUGAAAUUUAUCUGAUAUCACACAGCUAACAGAUGGUACUGGGAUUUGAGUCCAUGCAAGGUAACACAACAACUCAUGUGUCUAUUAUCUAUGGUCUGGGGAUACCACUAAAACAGAUGAAUUACCAUAUAUAAAAGCAUUUUGGCAUUAUAAAGUAAUAUAGAGAAUCACCGUAGUGAAUAUUACAGUCAACAAACCAUAUUAAUGUCAGAAGCUGUGAGAAAUCAAUCUUAUGUUAUAUCUUAUUCUCAUAAAACAUUCUUAAAGCCAGGAACAUGAAUAAAAGUACCUAUCCAGAAAGUGUCUGAUGUCAUAGAUAUUUUAAUGAUAUUUUUGAAUUACUUAAUGUUAGCCACUGUGUCUAUCUGGUGCUACAAAAAGAAACAACAAAAACCCCUUGCUGUAAGGGCUUAUAAUACACAGUGUGGAGAUGAACCAGUGAUAUUUCAUGGUUGCGGGAAAGGAUUGGGCAAUAGUACUAUUUUCUCACCAUUGCAUGUGACCAUGUCUUCUAAUUGUUUUCAUUAUUUUUCUGAAAGAGCUGAGAAAUUGUGCAGUGGUUCAACCUGACCAAAGUGGUUAUUAUGCUGCUGGGAAGUAAAAGUAUUAUACACCAGA
Sorex araneus (European shrew) is the source of this 5901-nucleotide messenger RNA. It is a transcript of the gene LIN7A, whose product is annotated as lin-7 homolog A, crumbs cell polarity complex component. The transcript has 6 exons. Gene Ontology annotation, cellular component: basolateral plasma membrane; MPP7-DLG1-LIN7 complex; cell-cell junction. Gene Ontology annotation, molecular function: L27 domain binding. Gene Ontology annotation, biological process: neurotransmitter secretion; maintenance of epithelial cell apical/basal polarity; protein localization to basolateral plasma membrane. The record is from RefSeq and is a predicted model, not a curated record. The coding region runs from base 228 to 929 and encodes 233 amino acids. Lineage: Eukaryota; Metazoa; Chordata; Mammalia; Eulipotyphla; Soricidae.